Anneissia japonica is the source of this 892-nucleotide messenger RNA. RefSeq lists its product as uncharacterized. The transcript has 2 exons. NCBI's taxonomy places the organism in Eukaryota, Metazoa, Echinodermata, Crinoidea, Comatulida, Comatulidae. The coding region runs from base 408 to 653 and encodes 81 amino acids. The record is from RefSeq and is a predicted model, not a curated record.
GUUCUUGAGUUGACAAGAUGGAACCAUCUAAGUCAAAGAGGAAUACUAACUUCUCAGCAAAUGAAAUUACUGCAAUCGUGGACGGCGUAAGUAGGAGAAAAAGCAUUAUUAAUGGGAGUCUAUGUGGGUCAACCGUGACCAGCCAAAAAAAGAAGAGAGCAUGAUGGGAAGAGGUUGCCGAUGAGGUUCGGGCUGUUGGAGGUAGCGUUAGAACAGUUGAGGAGAUAAAGAAAAAGUGGUCCAACAUAAAAGUAGAGAGCAAAAAGCGAGGAGCAUUGCAUCGUCAUGAAUCCAAUAAGACAGGGGGAGGUGAAGCACCUGCGGCACUCGAUGACGAGUGCCAGAAAAUACUGGCAACGAUUGGAGAUGCUGCUAUCUAUGGUAUCGAAGGUGGACUUGAAAGUACCAUGAACUGUGAAGGAAGUUCUUGUGAAAAAUUAUGGGAGGUGCCGUUUGAAAUGAUCAACUUGCAGGUACCGGCCCAACCAAAGAACGAAGAGUUAAAAAAGAAUGAAGAUUUACUAUUUGUUACUAGAAAGAUCCUGAAUGUCGAAAGUCAGCGGCUCGAAAUCGAAAGAGAAAGGCUGAACAUCGAAAAACAACGACUAAUAAUCGAAAAAAACCGAUGGGAUCUUGAAAAGCAAAAUAUAUAGAUACAGUAUACACUUUUGUACUGUUUUCUUCCUUCACAGUUUUUGGUAGUUUUAAGGCCACCUUUGAUACCAUAGGUUUUCAAUUAUAAUGCAAUGCUCCUUUAACUUUGAUAUUUGACCACUUCUUUAUCUUCUCCAUUGUUAUGGAUAUAUCUCCAAGAGCCUGAAAAUCAUUAAUAACCACUCACCAUGCUCUCUUCUUUUUUUGGGUGGGGGGAGGGAGAUGGUUGAUGGGGGAU